Messenger RNA from Notothenia coriiceps (black rockcod), 1630 nucleotides. RefSeq lists its product as uncharacterized. Lineage: Eukaryota; Metazoa; Chordata; Actinopteri; Perciformes; Nototheniidae. Bases 16 to 705 code for a protein of 229 amino acids. Gene Ontology annotation, molecular function: metal ion binding; hydrolase activity; nucleic acid binding. The record is from RefSeq and is a predicted model, not a curated record. The transcript has a single exon.
UCUUCCUAUAAAUAAAUGACAGUUUAUUGUUUGGUCUACGUGCAAUGUUCCUCACUUUUCUCUUCUGACCCCCACCAUGAACAGUUAGCCUACCCAGGAGCUGAUGGCAACAUGCUCUCCUUCCCUCUGGGCCAUCUGGAUCAGAACGUGGUGGAAAGCCAGGGAGUGGAGUUGGACUACAUUAAUUCCACCUAUUCUCGUGGACACUUGAACCCCAGCCUCCACCACAAGAGCUACAAGGACCGCGCCUCUACCUUCACCCUGACUAAUGUGGUUCCUCAAAUGUCAGGCUCUAAUGAUGGGCCAUGGGAAGCCCUGGAGCAGAACGUCAACAAAACCUUAGGCACCUACUGUCUCGGAGACGCCUACAUAGUGACUGGCAUCAUCCCUUACCAGAGCGACGAGCCCUGGCUCAUGAAUCAUCGUGUAGCCGUGCCUGAGUAUAUUUGGUCCGCCUACUGCUGCCCAAACUACAACAACAGUCUACCAAAAGUACUGAAGGAUGCUUUCCCCACGUAUGCUGCCAUUGGUCGCAACGACUGCAACAGCACAGAGGAGAUUGUGCCAGUAAGCCAGCAGACUAAGAAACAGUUCAGAGGGUAUGAUGUGAGAAAAAUGCCACUGGAAACACUCGAAAUGUAUCUGAAGGACAGAUUCAAAACUGUUGUCAGUGUUUUUUACGAGCAGUGCUCUCAAUCCAACUGAUUUUGCAGACACAAAUACACUGUUAUAUCUUACAAUAGAAAAAAAUCAUGUAUUUAAAUUAAAAAUAUUGUUGCUAAUGAACUAAGAAAAUUGCUGAUGCAUUGUUGCACGAUGACCUUACAUUAACGUGUCUUUGAUCAAGAAAAAUGGUGAUUCUUUCUCGGAAAAAAUAAUGUUCACCUUUAUGUGUAGCAUUCAUGCUACUUUCAACCUGUUCACAGUGUAUGUUAAUGUUCUUGCUAACAGUAAGGUGAUUGAUAACCUACCUCUCUCAUUUGUGUAUGUUUAAUAAAUUGAGCUUGGGAGACAGUUGUUUUAGCGUUCAAAAAAGCGGGAGACAGCUAGCCCAGUUCCCUCAAUAAAAAAACAAAACAAACAUCUUUACUUGAUAUUUUUACACUUAGGUUUUCAUCCAGACCAAAUAAAAAACAUACCACACAUUCAUAUUAGAAGUGCACAUUUUGUUAUGACUGAGCAGAGCCAUGCUAGCAAUUUCCCUCUGUUUCUAGUCUUUAUGCUAAGCUAAGUUUGCUGUAACUUGAUAUUUACUCUGGUAUACAUUUUCUUAUCUAACUCUUGGCAAUAAAGUGAUUUGCUGUGUGUGUAAAAGCUAUAACUUGACCUCAGAUCAUUCAUCUCAACUUAAUAAACCUGAAUUUAUAAACAUUGCUACUUUUUAUAUGAUGUUAUUCCCUUUAUCUGAGUACACGUGUACAUUGAUUCUGAGUAAGGUUUGAAGGUGAGCAUGCUCUGAAUCCUUGUAACCACUAGAUGGUGACUUCGUGCAAACCAUGUCGAUCAUACGCAGCUUUUGCAGGCUGUACACACUGUAGUGUUUGUUGAAAAUUACAUACAAAACCUAAUAAUCUCUGUCUUUUAUCUUAUUAUUUACCUAAUGUCAAAGAUAUUUCAUUUCAUAUUAAAA